Molecule: messenger RNA, 5139 nt
Organism: Astyanax mexicanus (Mexican tetra)
Lineage: Eukaryota; Metazoa; Chordata; Actinopteri; Characiformes; Acestrorhamphidae
Gene: ssh2a
Product: slingshot protein phosphatase 2a
Exons: 14
Coding region: 1078-4677 (1199 amino acids)
Biological process (GO): protein dephosphorylation; negative regulation of actin filament polymerization; actin cytoskeleton organization
Cellular component (GO): cytoplasm
Molecular function (GO): protein tyrosine/serine/threonine phosphatase activity; actin binding
Source: RefSeq, a predicted model, not a curated record
UAUAUGAAAGUCUAAUGUUUAUCAGUACAUUACAGUAGAUAAGAUAAGAUAAUCUUUUAUUAAUCCCACAAUGGGGAAAUUUACAAUGUUACAGCAGUACAGAGGAAAGGACAGAGAAACAGAUCAGGAAAAAAAUAAACAAAUAAUGAUAAAUCUAUAUAUACAAAAAACUAUUACAGGAAAUAUAUAAAAGAUACUUAAAAAAUUAUAUAUAGUAUAUAGAAAACAUAUAUACAUCUAGUGCAUAGAGAUAUGAUUGUGGUAGGGUGGACCAGUAUUAUUGCAUAAAGAGUAACAGUGAAUAAAUAUCAAAUAAAUAGUAGAUAAAAGGGUGAGAACAAUAUUGCACGUUAAACAUAUUGCACAAAUGGUGAUAAGGGGAUCACUGUACAUGUAAUGUACAAAUAAUGAACUUUAUCACAAUAUGCUAAUUUUUUUUUUUAGAAGGACCUGUAUAUGGGGGUGCCCAAACUUUAGCAUGCUCUGUAUUUUUCUGUUUCCUACCACUAGUGCGGAGUAGGGACCGUGUAGCUGUUGCCAGCUGCUCUGGCUGUGGGCUGUCUAUAGGCCCUGCUGUGGAGCUCCGCCUGGAGCACAUGGCCGAGCCUUCAGUCCGCCCACAUGAAGUUAGUUGUGCUGCUCCACAGCGCCUAGAGCACAGAUCAGCCAGCGUGCCCCCUCAACUUCACUGAAACUGGAAUUUCUUUUCUGAAGCUUCUGCUACUUUAGUGCACUUGGUAAGGGUAUUUAUUACUUUUUUUUACUGUAAAAUAAGGACGGUACUUUUUUAUGAGGAACUUGUUUUUACCGACCAGCUUUUUGAGCGCUGUUUUAAUAAGACUGAUAUCUGUAGUGAAUGCUUGAGAGUUUUGGAAGAGUCUGGGAUCCUGCCUGGUUCAUCUUCAGUUCGCUCACUGUACUUACUUUAGUGGAGUCGUUUUGGGUUCCUGUUCGUCGCUAAAGGAGUUUUUAGACGCUCCAGUGCGUCGUUUGGCCGUUUUUGGCUUGUUUUCCUCCUUCCAGAGUGGACUAGUAUGGCUGUGGGAGAGAGGUGCUGAGGGUCUCCAAGUCUCAGCCAUGACCCUGGCUCGACUGGCCGCCUCGGAGAGCCUUGCUGCGGGACAGCUCUGCUCAUGCUGCGGCGCUAAACUCACCGCAGCCCCGGUACACACGCACACACAGCAGCUUAUCAGUGAAAAUUUCCUCACAGUCAAAGGCGCUGCUGUCUUCUUACCCCGUGGAAAUGGAUCUUCACCCUCCUCAGUGCCCCGUGUUACACAGCGGCGGAAUAAACACACAGGAGACCUCCAGCAACACCUGCAGACAAUGUUCUCUUUACUGCGGCCAGAAGACACCAUCCGCCUGGCGGUCCGGUUGGAGAGUGCCUAUCCUCAGUGUACGCGGUACAUGGUGGUAGUGUCCACCAAUGGCAGGCAGGACACUGAAGAGAGUGUGGUCCUUGGCAUGGACUUCAGCAGCUCAGACUGUCUUUGCACAGUUGGGCUGGUUUUACCCCUCUGGAGUGACACUCUGAUUCACUUGGAUGGAGAUGGUGGCUUCAGUGUGUCCACAGUCAACAGAGUUCAUGUCUUCAAGCCUGUUUCUGUCCAGGCCAUGUGGUCAGCGCUGCAGUCCUUGCACAAAGCAUGCGAAGUAGCGCGGUGUCAUAAUUACUACCCAGGCAGCCUCUUUCUGACGUGGGUGAGCUACUACCAGAGCCGCAUCUGCUCUGAACAGCACUGCGUCAACGAGUGGAACGCCAUGCAGGACGUGCAGUCCUAUCGUGCAGACUCACCUGUGCUGUUUACAGACGUGCCAACGGAGAGAGAGCGUACGGAACGAUUGAUUAAGACCCGUCUGAGGGAGAUCAUGAUGCAGAAGGACCUGGAGAAUGUCACAUCUAAAGAGAUCCGUACUGAGCUGGAAAUGCAGAUGGUGUGUAAUCUGCGGGAGUUCAAAGAGUUCAUUGACAACGAGAUGAUAGUCAUUCUGGGCCAGAUGGACAGCCCCACGGAAAUCUUUGAUCAUGUCUACCUGGGUUCAGAGUGGAAUGCAUCCAAUCUGGAAGAGCUCCAAAGCAGUGGAGUUCGCUACAUCCUGAACGUGACGCGGGAGAUUGACAACUUCUUCCCUGGGCUUUUCGAGUACCACAACAUCCGUGUGUAUGAUGAGGAGGCCACCAACCUGCUGGAGUACUGGAACGACACCUGGAAAUUCAUAUCCAAAGCAAAGAAAGUGGGGGCGAAGUGUCUGGUGCACUGUAAGAUGGGCGUGAGCCGCUCAGCCUCGACUGUGAUCGCGUAUGCAAUGAAGGAGUACGGCUGGGACCUGGACAGAGCUUUUGAGCAUGUCAAAGAGAGACGUUCUGUCACUAAACCCAACCCUUCCUUUAUGAAGCAGUUGGAGGAGUACCAGGGCAUCCUGCUGGCCAGCAAACAGAGGCACAACAAGCUGUGGCGGUCCCACUCCGACGGUGACCUCUCCGAGCAGCAGGAGCCUCUACGCAAAAGUCCUCGCACCCAGGGUUGCUCUGACCCCCACAACAACCACUUCUUCCACCACCUCAAAAGCAGCAGCCCUCCAUCCAUCCAGAACAUGCUCGGCAUGGCCGUGCUACAGACUCUUACCAGCCCGCCAGCCACAGCUGACAAUACAUGCUCGAACUCCUCCACAGUCUCCAACAGUCCAUUGUGUGAGCCAACGCAAAAUCUCAAACCUGAGCAGGGUUCCGAGGACCCCUUACUGCCUCCUUUACCUCGGCCACGGGCAGCCACUGUGGUGCCCGAACAAAACUUGGUAGAGCGAUGCGGUCUGAAAGUAGCAGUGACUGUGCCUAUUUCUUGCCCUCACCCUCCUCCUUCCUCUCUUCAUGCUCUCUCUCCCUCGGUCAGUCUCUCUCUUCAUGCCCUCGAGCCAUCCCAUCCUGUGCCUGAGCCAAAAACAGACUCUGUCAAGCCAGACCUUGACGGGCCUGAUCAGAAAGACUCUUGUCAAACCUCUUCUGGGACUGUGAACGUGGCAUUAUAUCUGGAUACUGUGAGCACUGUUAGUGACUCGGAAGGAAAGUUGCCAUCUCCAGGGACACCCAUGGCUAUCAGCCCCUCGGGGGCUCCUCUGGCGCUUGGACUUCCUUUGCCUAACAGUGACUCAGAAAGCUCCAUUAAUGGAGCUGAGCUUGUACAGAGGACAGCUGGUUCAGUAAACCCCGUCUCCUCCAGCCUCAGCACUGAUAGCAUCGACUUCUUCAGCGCCAGAGAGAAGUUCCUGGGGCUUUCUCAGGAAGGCCACACACGCCAGUUUCCUGAAGCCAAUGCUACACAACGCUGUGUUCGCUCUCGAUGCUCCAGCCUGUGCCUGGAUGAGGCUAGCACUGCUGCAGUAGAGGAGUGCUCUUCACAUCCAGAGAGCUCCUGUGCAAGCGAACCUCUCCCUACUGCUUCAUCCCAUCACCAAGACAACGGCGUGUCUGUGCGGCACAUGGUAACUUCACUGGAGUCCAUCUCACAUGCUCGCAGUCCUCAGCACCGCCCCUCGCUCCAGGAGCAAGGGGAAGUUCAAAAAGAGGAAAGGUUGUCCCUUCCUCCGUCUCCCUCCACACCACCCUGUGAGCGGCCCACCGGUUCAGUGCGUCGUGCUACCGAACAGCUGGAGCUGAGACUACGGCAGGAGCAGGAGAGCAUCCCAUCUCGCUCGCCUCUGCACUCGCCUUGCUCCAACAGCCCUGACCUGCUCCGACCUUCUGUGGACUCCACCUGCACUGAUUCUGUCCAGACCACGUCACAAGGACAGCGAGAAGACCUCCGGCCAUUGGACGAUGAGGAUUCAGGCAUAAUCCCUGACCCGAGUAGUUCCAUGUCCACGUUCCAUGAGGUUAGUGCUUCACCAGUGACUGUAAACCCCAGCCUGGAGCCUAGCUCUGCCUCUUCCUCCCUGCUGUGGUUAGAGGGCGUCACUGAGCUGGAGAGCGACGUAGACGAUCUGCUCAGGCCAAGCGGACGUCUAGCCCGCAGCAGUCAGGACCUGCAGAAGAUUCAGGAGACCCUGAGGGAGCUCCAGGCGUUUCUGUAUGAGGCUGGCGGGCUGACCAGCCAAGCUGACACUAAAGAGCAGUUCCAAAGUGGUCAGAGCAAGACGGACGUGGAGCAUCGGGCGGAGCCCAAAGCUCCAGCAAUGUGGCAGAGAGCCAUGGAGAUUGAAGCUAGACUCAGGCAAGCAGGCUUAACACCACCAUCACUCAUGAAGCGCUCUGCCUCCCUGGCCAAGCUGGACCAGCUGGAGCUGUCCAUGCAUGACUUGAACGACUGGGACUUCCAUUCUGCAGCCCCAGUCUCUGAGCCACCCUCUUCUUCCUCCCUCUCUCAUUCUCACUCCCACUCACUCGCCCACUGUCCUGAUGACGCCCAUAAGAAGCAACGUGUUCUACCUCAAAGCCCCUCCAGCCCGCUGCCUGCUGCACACCUGCUGGAGGCCAAAAGGACUGAAGCCUCCACCAGUUCCUCAUUCUCAUGCUUACAGCCUACACAAGAGGGCGAAGCUGAGCAUACUUCCGUCCCGCACACCGUCUCAGUCUGUACACGGCAGCAGCAGCAGCAAUACACCAAGCCGCACCCCUCCCGGCGCCUGCGCAAAGCAGCGGACAAGAAAAAGACUGUGACUGUUCUAUACAAUACCAUGUGACCCAUACUGAACUGAAUCAGGGUAGAUGUGUACCUGUGUGUGUGUGUGUGUGCGUGCCAUGGCAGGAGCCAGAGACUGUUCGUGUCAGGAUCAACAUGAUCCAUACCCAAGCUAAAACUGUGAGCAUAUGCUACUGUAUUUUUGUGCGAUAGUAUGAGUGUAUGUGUCCCACCCCCAUCCAGCAGCUUUCAAAUAUCAAUGGAAAAGGAGGGGGUUGUUUCUCAAACCAUGCACUUUACCUAUUUGUUGUUGUUUUUUUAAAUAUUGUUAAUAUUUUUCUGUUUCUAUUUUUGGUUGGUUUUUAUUUGAAGUGUAUUUUUUGCACUGAUUUGAAAGGUAGCCCAUCUGUAUGUGUGUAUGUGACUGUGUGCUGGCCUGGUUUUCGUCUGGAGAACCUAAAUGACAUAUGUAUUUUUUUUAUCUUGUGGCUAUUAAAUAAAUUUAAAAUAUGGAUACAUUUUA